Messenger RNA from Colletotrichum destructivum, 1589 nucleotides. RefSeq names its product Putative beta-lactamase/transpeptidase. Bases 148 to 1398 code for a protein of 416 amino acids. The record is from RefSeq and is a predicted model, not a curated record. The transcript is spliced from 4 exons. NCBI's taxonomy places the organism in Eukaryota, Fungi, Ascomycota, Sordariomycetes, Glomerellales, Glomerellaceae.
AUGCAAGCUUCAACGCCAGGUUUGCUGAUGUGGCAGCCCAAAACAGACUGCUGUUAGUCUAAUUUCUGUGAAGUUCUUUUACCUUGCACCUCUUGAGUGAGCCCAUCACACAGCCAGCGUCCUCGAGCCUCGUCAUCAAGCCAAAUCAUGGGGAGUAUUGCUUUUAAUGGCGGUUCAACCGCCGAUGUCCCCACAAUUCCAGCUAUGGAGGCAGCGUUUGCGGCCGCCGUGAAGUCCGGCAAGAUUCCGGGGGCUGUUGUCAUGGCGAAGAACACCACCGGCACAAUCGACUAUGCGCGUUGCUUCGGGGCCAGGACGGUAAGACGUGAUGAGACCCGGAGACUUCCCCCGAUGGAGGAAGAUACGCCAAUGCGGUUCGCCAGCGCGACCAAGCUCCUCACCUCCAUCAUGGCGCUGCAAUGUGUGGAUCGAGGCCUCAUCGGCUUGGAUGAGAACGUCGAAAAGAUUAUCCCAGACUUGACGUGCAUGAAGGUCUUGGCUGGGUUUGACGAUGCCGGAAACGCAAUCAUGAGGGAUCGAGAAGGUAUCAUUACUCUGAGACAUCUCUUGACCCACACAUCGGGGCUCUCGUAUGUGUUGAUCAACCCACUGCUACAGCAGUACAUGUCCAAGGGAUACCUCCCGGCAGCCGACAAAUUCGGAAUUCAGAGUCGACUAGCACCGCCGCCUGUGAAUGAUCCUGGUGUCGAGUGGAUGUACGGGUCAAAUCUCGACUGGGCCGGCAGGCUAGUAGAACGGGCCACUGGCAUGGACCUGGAGAGUUACAUGCAAGAAAACCUAUGCGAUCCCUUGGAUAUCAUUGAUAUGACCUUCAAGCUGCAACAGCGCCCCGACUUACUGGCCCGCCGAGCCGAUCAGACCCAACGCAGCAGGGAAGAUGGGAAACUCGUGUACGACGACACGGUCUAUUUCCGCCAGGACGGCGAGGAAUGCUUUGGAGGCCAGGGCAUCUUCACAAGCCCGGAAUCUUACAUGAAGGUCCUGUUCUCUCUGCUGAAGAACGACGGCGUCCUCUUGAAACCGGACACGGUCAAGCUCAUGUUCCAGCCCGCCCUGGACGAGAGACUCGAAAAACAAAUGAACACUCACAUGGACUCGGCGACGCACAUCAACUACGGCGGGCCUAUGCCCAUGACGGGACUGAGACGAAACUUUGGGCUUGGCGGCAUCAUUCCCAUGGAGGACCUCGACGGGGACAAGUGGCGACGGAAGGGAUCGAUGACCUUGGGAGGCGGUCCGAAUAUCAUCUGGCAAAUUGACCCUGCCGCUGGUCUUUGCACGCUCGUUACAUACCAGCUCGAGCCUUGGAAUGAUCCGAUUUGUCGAGGUCUCACUCAGACAUUUGAGAAGGCUAUAUACGCAAUGUUACCUAAGUAGCUGGGUUAUCUCUAGAGGCUGACAGCUUCGGAUUAUUGAGUAUUCAGGAUGUGUUUGUCUGAGAUUAACAGUAAUGACGGACAUUUUACUUUUUGCUAAAAUGAUGAGACUAUGAUUGGGAGACUUCACAUUGAAACUUAAUAUGACGACGGCACCGUGGUCGCCAGGUAACAAUAGAACCUUGAGGGCUA